GAGCGGGGCCGCUACGUGCGCGGGGAGCGCGGGGCUGCGCUCGUGUGCGCUCGCCGCCGCCGCCGCGCGCCUUUGAGUCAGCAAACUCCGCCGCUGGCCCGCCGGCUGGUGCGAUCUGCCCAGCCCUGCCGGGAGGAGCCGCCCUUGCUUUCACUUUCAGAGUUGAGUAUAAACAACAUAGCCUGUGAACUGCCUGUGAUUUUGCCUCAAGUAUUUUAAGAAAAAAAGAUACGAGAGGAACAGAAUUAUAGAUUUAAAGAGCAGGAAGAACAAAACAGAAAGAAGCAAGCAGAAUGGAUUAGAAAAGCAAACAAAAUUGUACGAACUGGGUUGAUGAACACUCAGGGACAUCCCAGGAGAGGUGGACACGUGAGACUGUAAGAGCCAUCCGGGUGUAAAUUGUGGGGUCGCUUGGUUCCCCUAUCUUUCUGCGUCCUGACUGAAGACCAGAAUGCCUUGAACUGCUGUGUGACCUGGCCAGCUUCAGGUGUCUGGAGCCCAGGAUCUCGCACUGAUAAAGAAAUUGAGGUUGUUACCCAAGGCACUGAAACUGGCUCUGGGCUAAAUUCCUUACAUCCUCCUAUAAACUCUACACCCUGACCCUGUUGCUGAGGACAUCUUCUCUCACUGUAGAACAGCCCUCUGACCAUUGCAGUGACACUUCAGCCUUUCUAUUGAUCGUGUCCUGUGAAGAUGUUUCCAGAACAACAGAAAGAGGAAUUUGUCAGCGUCUGGGUCCGAGAUCCUAGGAUUCAGAAGGAGGACUUUUGGCAUUCAUAUAUUGACUAUGAGAUAUGUAUCCAUACUAAUAGCAUGUGUUUUACAAUGAAGACAUCCUGUGUACGAAGAAGAUAUAGAGAAUUUGUGUGGCUGAGGCAGAGACUCCAAAAUAAUGCAUUGCUGGUACAACUGCCAGAACUUCCAUCUAAAAACCUGUUUUUCAACAUGAACAAUCGCCAACACGUUGAUCAGCGUCGCCAGGGUCUGGAAGAUUUCCUCAGAAAAGUCCUGCAGAAUGCACUUUUGCUUUCAGAUAGCAGCCUUCACCUCUUCUUGCAGAGCCAUCUGAACUCAGACGACAUUGAGGCCUGUGUUUCUGGGCAGACCAAGUACUCGGUGGAAGAAGCAAUUCACAAAUUUGCCUUGAUGAACAGACGUUUCCCUGAAGAAGAUGAAGAAGGGAGAAAAGAAAAUGAUGUAGAUUACGAUUCAGAAAGUUCAUCCUCUGGGCUUGGACACAGUAGUGAUGACAGCAGUUCACAUGGAUGUAAAAUAAGUACAGCUCCACAGGAAUCCUGAAAAAUAAUUCUAAUGUCACUAUCUUAGGAAUAGCAAAUUGUGUCCAGGCAUAGAGAAGAAAGCUUGCUAAUGAUAUAUUCUUACCUAAAGCUCACUCUCAUGAUAUUAGAUAUUUAAAUUCUUAAAGAUGGUGGAUUGUUUAUUAGUGGUAUGCAUUUUUAUGUUGUCUAACUUUUAGCCAAGCUUCUGUAUAAAGCUAAAAGCCUGUGAAUGCCAUACUAUCCUUUAUUGCCAAAUAUUAUUGGUAAACAAGAUACUGCCCUCAAGUGAAACGAGUUAUGUUUAAAGAAAACCUAGUUGGUUUUAUUGAAUUUUAAAAGAUAGGUAAACAGGGAGCAUAUAAAAUCCAGAUAGGGCAUUCCUUCCACGUCAAUGGAGCAGUUCCCGUAAACACAGCGCAUGUGAUGUUAGCCACUGUGAACAGUAACCCCGUAGAUCAGACUGCCUCUCUCAGACAUGUGGCUGAUAUUCUGUGGAUACCUCCCCUGCACUGGCAAAAUACUUUGCUUUGGGUGUUUGAUUGAAAUAUUUAAGAGUAUUUAAGCUUCCCACUAUUUUACCUAUUUCGUACUUAGAAGGAAAAUGUUAUCUUAUGAAUAGAAACAUUAAUGUUUACAGCUUAGGGGAAAAAACAAAUAGUGCUAGUAAUUUUACUUGUAUUUGCAGUCUGUAGAUUCAGAAAUAUAUUUUCAUUGUCCAACCAUCAGCUUAAGCAAAUGAUUUCUGGAAACUGUUUUCAUUAUUGUGUAAUUAGCAUUACAGGUUAAUAAUUUAUUUUUUGACCAAAUAUGUAAUUCUUAUCAUUAGAUAACUUUUAUUAUCAGUGGUGGCUACUUGUAACUUAUUUUUAACUCAGAAGAAUGAUCUUGUAAAAAUUUACAAAUUUAAUUUUUUGAAUAACUAUUCCCAUAAUUUUAGAAAGGAUGUCAACUUGCUAACUUCAAAAUUUAUUAUUUGUUUCUUAAGAACCCUUUUUUUUAGACAUCUGCCUGAAGAUUGGUAUAAUUUUAAUGAAAUGUAUUGUCUUAAUGGCCCAAAGAUAAGAUGUCUCAGAUAAACUACUUUGAACUUCAAAUUUCAGACAAGGCAGCAUAUUCUUGAGAUAAUUAUCCAACUUUCCUCCUCAUUUAAUAGUACAAAAUAUAUCUGUGGAAGUACAAAAUAUAUCUGUGGAACUAACAGGAAGAUAUUUCAAAUAACAGGGAUAACUUGUUGCUUUGAUUAAAUGUUACCCAGUCUAUAUGGAAGACAGCAAAGGCUACAAAAAAGCAGACUUUUCCUUUUUUUUUUUUUUUAAAUUUUAAUUAAAGUUACUGUGUCACAAAGUCUUUGCUUUGUUUUAAAGAACCAAUGAUGGGAGGUGGCAGGGGGACUAAGAACCAACAGAAAAAAAAAAUUAAAUUUAGAAUAAGAUGAAUUUCUUUACUUUUUUUUUUUUUGGUUUGGUCUAAAACAUUAUUAAACUUGUAUAAGUAUUUUAAUUUAGUGUAUCUUAGAUCCUGUUAUUUGUCAUCUAUGUCACUAUUUUAAUACAAGGAAAAAAGAAUUUAGCAACUUCUGAUUAUUUUGCUAACAUGUAAAGUUUGCCAUUGGGGCCUUGCAGAGCAAUCCCCAGCUCCUCGGUAAUGUGUAUUUGAAUUCCCAAUAUUUCUGUUUUAUAGCACUUUUGAAAAUCAUACUGUGCCACCAAUUAUCACAUUAUUUUUUGAUGUAACAUAGCCAUCAACAUUAAUACUACAUAAUGCCUAGUAUUUGGUAUGUAAAUGUCAUGAGAUCAUCCUUUUCACAUUAAACAUGAAAAAAAUAAUCAA
Ictidomys tridecemlineatus (thirteen-lined ground squirrel) is the source of this 3110-nucleotide messenger RNA. RefSeq names its product sorting nexin 10 (gene Snx10). The record is from RefSeq and is a predicted model, not a curated record. Gene Ontology annotation, molecular function: phosphatidylinositol phosphate binding. Gene Ontology annotation, biological process: intracellular protein transport; vesicle organization; cilium assembly. Lineage: Eukaryota; Metazoa; Chordata; Mammalia; Rodentia; Sciuridae. Gene Ontology annotation, cellular component: endosome.